UUGGGUUAAAAUGGCAAUGAAGGAGGAAAAACCAUGGGCAUUGGUCUCAGAGAUAGGGGGCGAGCAUGGUUACCUUGAAGAGCUAGCUGAUAUAGUAAAGCAACACUUUCAAAUCAUCUGCUAUAGAGAGUUUCUACAAAACCCAGUGCUUCAUGGCCACAAAAUCCAGGCCCUGUUAAUGUGGAAGUACUGCCCUGCAGCUGAGCCUUCGUUGCUCAAAUUGCUUCCCUCCCUCAAAGUGGUUGCGAGUGGAGGGGUGGGCAUUGACCACCUGGAUGUGCGGUUUAUCAACAGUCUCGGGGUAAAGGUGGCCAACACUCCAGGUGUAGUCAGUGACUCCACUGCAGAUUUAGCCAUGGGUCUGCUUCUGGCAUCAGCUCGCAAGAUCCUUGAGGGUCAUCAAAUAUCUAUGGACCCCCAGACCAUAAACAUACCACAAAGUCUGAUGGGAGUUGAAGUCACAGGGUCGACUCUAGGGAUCAUUGGAAUGGGAGAGAUUGGUUACAAGAUUGCCCAAAGAAGCAAAGGAUUUGAAAUGAAAAUUCUGUAUCACAACAGGACCAGAAGGACUGCAGAUGAUGAACAGGCAGUUGGAGCAAGUUACUGUGACAGUCUGGAUGACCUGCUGAGGAGGUCAGACUUCGUCAUGAUAGCUGUCAAAUUGACGUCGGACACAACAGGCCUCAUCGGCCACAGAGAGCUGUCCCUCAUGAAACCCACAGCAGUACUGGUCAACAUCAGCAGAGGUCAAGUUGUGAACCAAGAUGCCUUAUUUAAAGCUCUCCAGUCUGGAACGAUUCAUGAAGCGGCAAUAGAUGUGACUCAUCCUGAACCUUUACCAAGGGAUCAUCCACUCCUUGGCCUGCCUAAUGUGUUGAUCACCCCCCACAUCGGGAUCAGUACUUACAGUACAGCUCGUAGGAUUGUGGAGAAGAUGGUAGAAAAUGCCCUGGCUGCAGUGAAAGGCUUACCUGUUCCAAAUGAAGUCAAGCAUCACUGA
Messenger RNA from Micropterus dolomieu (smallmouth bass), 1000 nucleotides. RefSeq names its product probable 2-ketogluconate reductase. Gene Ontology annotation, cellular component: cytosol. Gene Ontology annotation, molecular function: NAD binding; glyoxylate reductase (NADPH) activity; hydroxypyruvate reductase [NAD(P)H] activity. The coding region runs from base 11 to 1000 and encodes 329 amino acids. The transcript has 6 exons. Lineage: Eukaryota; Metazoa; Chordata; Actinopteri; Centrarchiformes; Centrarchidae. The record is from RefSeq and is a predicted model, not a curated record.